Molecule: messenger RNA, 1613 nt
Organism: Condylostylus longicornis
Lineage: Eukaryota; Metazoa; Arthropoda; Insecta; Diptera; Dolichopodidae
Gene: Vps26
Product: vacuolar protein sorting-associated protein 26B-like
Exons: 2
Coding region: 191-1486 (431 amino acids)
Biological process (GO): intracellular protein transport; retrograde transport, endosome to Golgi
Cellular component (GO): endosome; retromer complex
Source: RefSeq, a predicted model, not a curated record
UGAGGCGGUGUUGUGUUGAUAACUCUUAUUUCUAAUUAUUAGUUUCAAAGAAAUAUUGACUUCUUUUAAUAUUUAUGAACGUUAAAAUUUUAACAAAAUUUUGUUAACUAACAAUUAUCCACAUUGGAAAUACUCUAAAUACAAAAGGUUCCACAAAUUUUUCACUAAUCGAUAGAAUUCUUGUUUUGAAAUGAAUUUUCUUGGGUUUGGUCAAUCUGCAGAAGUCGAUGUUGCGUUUGAUGGGGCUGAAAAUAGAAAGUAUGCGGAAAUCAAAACUGAAGAUGGAAAAAAGGAAAAAUAUUUAUUAUAUUAUGAUGGAGAAAGCGUAUCGGGUAAAGUUAACAUUACUUUAAAGAAACCUGGAAGUAAACUGGAGCAUCAAGGCAUAAAAAUUGAGCUUAUUGGUCAAAUUGAACUAUUUUAUGAUAGAGGAAAUCAUUAUGAAUUUUUAUCUCUUGUAAAAGAGCUUGCUAGACCAGGUGAUUUAAUUCAAAAUACUAGUUAUCCGUUUGAUUUCCCAAACGUUGAAAAACCGUUCGAGGUAUAUGUGGGUUCAAAUGUUCGUUUAAGGUAUUUCCUUCGUGUAACUAUUAUACGUCGAUUAAGUGAUAUUGUGAGAGAGGUUGAUUUUGCGGUUCAUACUCUUUGUAGUUAUCCAGAUAUGAAUAAUCCUAUUAAAAUGGAAGUAGGUAUUGAAGAUUGUCUACAUAUUGAAUUCGAAUAUAAUAAAUCGAAAUAUCAUUUAAAAGACGUUAUUGUUGGAAAGAUAUAUUUUUUACUGGUCAGAAUUAAAAUAAAACACAUGGAAAUAGCUAUAAUUAAACGGGAGACAACUGGAUCUGGACCAAAUACUUUUACAGAAAAUGAGACAAUAGCGAAAUAUGAAAUUAUGGAUGGAGCACCUGUUAAAGGCGAGAGUAUACCAAUUAGAGUAUUUCUUGCUGGAUAUGAUUUAACCCCAACUAUGAGAGACAUUAAUAAAAAAAUGUCCGUAAAAUAUUUUUUGAAUUUAGUUCUUAUGGAUACUGAAGAUCGACGUUAUUUUAAGCAACAAGAAAUUACACUUUGGAGAAAAGCAGAAAAAAUUAGAAAAUCUACAAAUUAUGCUGCAGCAAAUGCUCAUAUACCAACGCAUUUAGUAGGAGGUCCAGAUAGUUCUGACCGCAAUUUGUAUAAAACUAAUGCCGACUCCAUUCCAAACGUUGAAGAAAAUCCAAGUAAAGAGACAGAAGAACCUAAAAUGGGUUUAUUUACGAGGGAAAAUUCAGACUUAGCAAAUAAAGACCUUUUCCAAAACUAUGAAAAAGGUAGUAGUGGAGAAAUAAAUAAACAAGAUAAACAAGAUAAACAAGAUAAACAAGACAAACAAGAUGACCUAAAAAGUGAAGAACCAAAUACAGUUGGAACGCUAGAGAAAAAUAAUUCCGAUGUUUUGGGAGAACCUCUUUCGACAGAAAAAGAUUUAAAAGAUAACGAAGAAAAAUAAGUUUUAUAGAUUUUUGUUUACAGCAUAUAUAUGUAAAUAACAAAUAAUAUUUAGACCAGAAAAAGUUAUAAUUCAAGUAUUACAUUUUGUUGUAAAGGGUUUAUUAUUCUCUUAAUAAAGUUUUUAA